This is a messenger RNA of Physella acuta, 2071 nucleotides long. Its product is annotated as high-affinity choline transporter 1-like. NCBI's taxonomy places the organism in Eukaryota, Metazoa, Mollusca, Gastropoda, Physidae. The record is from RefSeq and is a predicted model, not a curated record. Gene Ontology annotation, molecular function: choline:sodium symporter activity. Gene Ontology annotation, cellular component: plasma membrane. Gene Ontology annotation, biological process: acetylcholine biosynthetic process; choline transport; transmembrane transport.
GCCUGGACACGUAGUGUCAAUCUUAAUUGCCUGUAACCAGUUAACAGAGAUCCCAUUGAAGGAGGCAGCAUGCAAUAAUGGCAGUCAACGUAGUUGCUAUAAUUGUCCUUGUCAUUUUCUACCUGGCCAUAUUGGUUGUGGGCGUGGUGGCGGCAUGGAAGGUGAAGGUCAAAAGCAAAGAAACUGGCGUGACUGGUGGCCUGGAGACUUCAUUGGUUGCUGGUCGAGACUUAAAGACCAUUGUAGGAAUAUUUACAAUGAUAGCUACAACAGUGGGAGGGGGUUAUAUUAACGGAACAGCUGAGUCCAUAGCACGAGAUGGAAUCAUUUGGACACUGGCACCCUUGGGCAUUUUUAUUGGACUUAAUAUGGGUGGAGCACUGUUUGCUAAGAGGAUGAGAGAGCAGGAAUACUUGACCAUGCUGGACCCCUUCCAAAAGCAUUAUGGGAAUGUGGUCACCAUUCUUGUUUACUUUGCCAGCCUAAUGGGUGACCUGCUGUGGAGUGCCUCUAUACUUAAUGCAUUAGGUACAACACUGAGUGUCAUCGCUGGCUUUGAGCUGUCCACGGCUGUGAUAAUGUCGGGCUCAGUGACCAUCAUCUACACCACCAUUGGCAGCAUGAUAUCUGUGGCCUACACAGAUGUGGCUCAGCUGGUUUUAAUUGUUGUAGGACUGGUGCUAAGUCUCCCAUUUAUUUUUACCAAUGACAGCAUUGGUGACUUAAUGGACAGUAAAGAUGUCUGGCUAGGUCAGGUUGACACGGAUAUGUGGGGUGUAUGGGGAGAUCUGCUUGUUGCUAUGACUUUAGGCACCAUCCCAUGGCAGUCGUACUUCCAGCGUGUGCUGUCUGUGAGGAGUGCCAGACAAGCCCAGGUUUUGUCCUUCAUUGGUGCUUUUGGUGCCGUCGUCCUGGUCAUUCCCUCAGUCAUGAUCGGUAUGGCUGGAGCCAGCGCAGACUGGGCUAACACGACCCUGGGAUCAUCUCCUAUAGGAACCAACAAGUCCAGUCUAAUCUUGCCUCUAGUGAUCAAUGAGUUCACACCUUCAGUCGUGUCUGUCUUUGGCCUUGGUGCCAUCUCUGCCGCUGUGAUGUCAUCUAUGGACAGCGCUGUAUUGGGCACCAGUUCAAUGUUUACACACAACAUCUAUGAAGUCAUGUUUAGGCCUAAGGCUUCCAAGAAAGAACUCAAGAUCAUGCAUAUCAGCGCAGUAAUAUUUUUUGGCUGCAUGUGCAUGCUGAUCGCAUUAUCGUCCAGCGUCAUUUAUGGAAUGUUUAUCCUGGCCGCGGACUUCGUCUUUGUCAUCAUCUUCCCCCAGCUGACUGCCCUCUUAUACUUUCCUAAAUAUACAAACACUGUUGGCUCUAUCGCUGGAUUUUUCUUUGGCCUGCUUUUGAGAGUGGGUGCUGGCGAAUCUGUGAUCAACAUGCCAGUUUGGAUUUUUUUUCCAUUUUAUCAUUCAACAAAAGGCCAACUUUUCCCGUUUAGAAGCUUUGCAAUGAUCACAUCUUUCGUAACAAUUUUUGCCGUCACCUUUGUGACGAGGUUAAAAUAUUUCAAGCACAUUUUUAAAAGGUGCGAGCAGGAAUUGUGCAACGAGGAACAAAUGGGGCAGCUAAUGAAAGACACAAGUGGUCACCUUGAAAGGGAGAACACUGCUGUUGAUCAGGAUUAUCCUGACCAGUUGUCCAAACAUCAGGCAUUAAGCCCCAGUGAAUACACUCUCACUGCCAGUUCAAGAACUGAUUUUAAAUCUGAUGUUAUGUCUAAUGGUCAUUUCAGGAAACUGGACGACAGGGUCAUUUAAGUACUGGUACUGGUAACAUUUCAGAAAACUAGAACAAACAGGGUAACCUCACGCCAGUUACUUUAUUUGUGCCAUUUGGCUAUCGAACAUUCCGAGCCUAUUGAUGUAUUCAGUGUGAACUUAUAAUUCAAAACAAUGAGUUUUAAUGGUAUCAAGCAUAGAGGGACUUAGCAAUAUUGUUGACAUAGGAGACAAACUUUUCUUAUAUUUUUCAUCAUUUUUCAUAAUUUUAAAAACUAUUGUAAAUUUAAGCAUUAAAAUUC